GGGCGGGGCCGCGGCGCUCGGGGCUGGCGGGCUCGGAUGGCGGCGGCGCAGGGCUCCUGAGCGGGCCGGGGCCAUGAGCGCCGCCCGGCCCCAGUUCAGCAUCGAUGACGCCUUCGAGCUGUCCCUGGAGGACGCGGGCCCGGGGCCCGAAUUCAGCGGGGUCGCCCGCUUCGGGCCGCUGCACUUCGAGCGCCGAGCCCGGUUCGAGGUGGCCGACGAGGACAAGCAGUCCCGGCUGCGCUACCAGAACCUGGAGAAUGAUGAGGAUGCAGCCCAAGCCUCUCCGGAGCCGGAUGGGGGAGUCAGCAUCAGGUCAGGGCCAGGGAUUCCGGCCGAACGUCCAUCCGCAGCUCCCAGUGGUCCUUCAGCACCAUCAGCAACAGCACCCAGCGAUCCUACCAUGCCUGCUGCAGCUGGACGCAACACCCUUUGAUCCAGAAGAACCGCCGGGUAGUGCUGGCCUCCUUCCUACUCCUGCUGCUGGGGCUGGCUCCCUGCGUCUCAGUUUCAUCUUCUGUGAAAUGGGGAUGAUAAUACCUGUUUCAUUCAGUCACGGUGACAAUAAAGCAGUGCAGGUAACAAGCUUAGCCCAGUGCCUGGCAGCACCUGGCCACACCACGGAGCAGAGGAAAAUCUCACUUCAGACAUUUCCCAGGCCCUGCCAGGUGCCCUGCUCUGAAAACACAGAGCUUGCGCUGAUCCUGAUCGCCGUGGGACUGGAGGUGGCCCCCUCGCCAGGUGUCUCCAGCGCCAUCUUCUUCGUGCCCGGCUUCCUGCUGUUGGUCCCGGGAGUCUACCACGUGAUCUUCAUCUACUGCGCCGUCAAGGGCCACCGGGGCUUCCAGUUCUUCUACUUGCCCUAUUUCGAGAAGUGAGCCGCGGGCGGACCGCGGGGAUCCAGCCUCGCCUGCGAGCGGCCCCAGGGGGCGCUCCUCGGCCCCGCCCCGCUCUGGUUUCCUCAUCUCAAGGGAAGGA
Molecule: messenger RNA, 975 nt
Organism: Panthera uncia (snow leopard)
Lineage: Eukaryota; Metazoa; Chordata; Mammalia; Carnivora; Felidae
Gene: TMEM134
Product: transmembrane protein 134
Exons: 9
Coding region: 105-875 (256 amino acids)
Source: RefSeq, a predicted model, not a curated record